AUGUCGGCCUUCAACAGAGGUUACGCUGGAUCGCUCCAAGGAUUCUGGCUCCAGGCUGCCAUUACCUUGUGCUCGGCCUGGGCCUUUACCCUCUUCGGAUAUGAUCAAGGCGUCCUGGGCGGUCUGAUUUCCCUCCCUACUUUCUUAUCGGCAAACCACAUCGAUCCCAAUGCUGCGGAUCUCCAAGGCACGGUCGUGGCCAUCUACGACAUCGGCUGUCUGAGUGGUUGCAUUAUCUGUGGGUUCGUCGGACAGAUGCUCGGGCGCCGCCUAUUCAUUGUCAUUGGGGGUGUCCUCAUCUGUCUCGGAGCUGGACUGCAAGCUGGAGCUCACGGUACCUCGUAUCUGAUCUCGGGCCGUGUCAUUGCCGGACUUGGAAUGGGCAUCAUCACCGUGAUGGUGCCGGUCUGGGUUGCUGAGACAGCCAAGGCAAAGACCCGCGGUGCCUUGAUCGCCGCUCAGCUGUCGAUAGUCAUCCUGGGCCUCACAAUCGCCUACUGGUUCGACUACGGCAUGAUUCGCAACUAUCCUAAUACCGAGGCCGUCUGGCGCCUACCGAUCGCAUUCCAAGUCGUCUUCAUCUUGUUGACCUUUGGCAUGAUCUUUUUCCUCCCCGAGUCGCCCCGCUACCUGUAUGCCAACGGCCAGAUUGCCGAUGCCGAUCAUAUCAUGGCUCGCAUCUACUCUGUCCCGGUUGACAGUGAGGUAGUGACAAAACAACGCUCCGAUGUGUUUGCGGCCCUCGAGGCAGAGAAAGAGUACAGCUUCAAUCUCAAGAAUCUCUUCUACGACGAUUCCCCGGUGAAUACGACCUGGAGGCUGUGGCUUGGUGUCUUGGUUCAGUUCUUCCAACAAAUGGAUGGCAACAAUAUCGUCUCGUACUACGCGACCUUUCUCUUCAUCCAUUCUCUCGGCAUGUCGCAAAAUCAGGCUGCCAUCACGAGUGGUGGCGUCACGUUACUCUUCCUCGGUGGGACCUGCUCGACCAUAUACACAAUGGAGAAAUUUGGCCGACGAUCCGUCAUGCUAUGGGGAGCGAUUUUCUGCUCGAUAUUCAUGAUUCUAUUCACCAUCGGACUCGCCGUCAAUAACGGCUCCUCCAACAAGCUUGCUGUUGUCAGCAUCUUCUUGUUUGAGUUUGUGUUUGGAGCUUCCUGGUGCGAUGCGCCAUGGAUUUAUGUUCCAGAAAUUGCACCUCUCCAUGUUCGUCAUAUCGGGACUUCUAUGGGUGUCUUCACCCAAUGGAUCAUCACGUUUAUCGUGGUCAAGUUUGGGCCGAUGGGGAUCCAAGCUUCUGGGUGGAAAUUCUAUCUCCUGUUCUGCGUCUUCAACGUCUUGGCCGUCCCUUUUGUCUAUUUCUGCGUCAAGGAAACGAAGGGCCUGAGCUUGGAAGAGAUCGACGUGCUCUUCGCCAAGAAGGAGUACAAACACUUGUUGGAGGCGAGACUCCGAGGCGAUCCUGAAGCAGGAGAAAAGGGAAGGGUCGAGGAGCAAGAGGUCGCUCAAGAGACGUUCGAGAUGAAGUAGGUGUGCUCGUUGCAGGGAUGCAAGAGAAUGCCAUACCCUCAAGAGGGAAGGGAGCUAAAGAACCGCAAGUAUUGUGGAGUUAGGGAUACAAAUAAGAACAUACAAAGAGGCUAUUUAUGUACUCGUAUGUAGCCUGAGCUCUUCUUCUCUG
Cladophialophora immunda is the source of this 1678-nucleotide messenger RNA. RefSeq lists its product as uncharacterized. The transcript is spliced from 6 exons. Gene Ontology annotation, biological process: transmembrane transport; carbohydrate transport. Gene Ontology annotation, cellular component: membrane. The record is from RefSeq and is a predicted model, not a curated record. The coding region runs from base 1 to 1527 and encodes 508 amino acids. Lineage: Eukaryota; Fungi; Ascomycota; Eurotiomycetes; Chaetothyriales; Herpotrichiellaceae. Gene Ontology annotation, molecular function: carbohydrate:proton symporter activity.